Molecule: messenger RNA, 378 nt
Organism: Serpula lacrymans var. lacrymans S7.9
Lineage: Eukaryota; Fungi; Basidiomycota; Agaricomycetes; Boletales; Serpulaceae
Exons: 1
Coding region: 98-259 (53 amino acids)
Source: RefSeq, a predicted model, not a curated record
GGAGGGGGAGGAGCGUCGAUGCCGCCUGCGGGCUUGUUGACGUCAACGAUGUACAUCACAAAAGGAUCUGUCAACAAGGUCAGAGACGGAAAGGGUGAUGAAUGACAAGUUUGAAUCACCCCAGCUGGCUGUACGCGCGAUGAAGGACGGUGUGCUUGAUCGUGCGCGGCUGUCGAUGCCCAUGAGGGGAGCACCGUCGGAGCCCUUGAAAGAAGAGCCCGAGCCUGAAACGCACAAAUAUUUGGUGGAGACGGUCUGAGAGCGCAAGCGAUGGAAGAGACUGAUCGUCGAGCCAUGAUUGAUACACACUGUACCCACUACGAUUCAGCUGUAGAAGUACCAAAUAUAGGCAGGGUACUCACGCUCGAGAUUCUUCGC